Messenger RNA from Aphidius gifuensis, 1926 nucleotides. RefSeq lists its product as uncharacterized. The record is from RefSeq and is a predicted model, not a curated record. Bases 124 to 1881 code for a protein of 585 amino acids. Gene Ontology annotation, biological process: SCF-dependent proteasomal ubiquitin-dependent protein catabolic process. Lineage: Eukaryota; Metazoa; Arthropoda; Insecta; Hymenoptera; Braconidae. Gene Ontology annotation, cellular component: SCF ubiquitin ligase complex. The transcript is spliced from 4 exons.
UGCAUCACUGUGACUAGUUCUAUUACUUUGGCUGAAAUAAUAUCGCUUCAAGUGAAAUCAUUCAAUAAUUAUUAAAUUUAUAUAAACUUCAAAUUCGAAAAAAUUUUUUAAAAAAAAGAAUUUAUGAUGGAGAGUGCACUAAAAAAGUCUUGUAUUGAAAAAGAACAACAACUUGUUGAUGAUAUUAACGGUAAAAAUGAUUUUAUUAACUCUCUUAAUAAUGAUUCGCUAGCACAAAUAUUUAUGCUGCUUCCAAUACCCAAAAGAAUAGUCAUGGAAAGAGUUUGUCUCAAAUGGAAAGAGGCCUGUGAACUAGCUUGGUAUGACAUUAAAAAAUACAGAUGUGGUAAUUCAAUUGGUGGUGUUUAUGAUAACCGUUUGCUUACACAAUCAUAUGUCAAAAAAUUACUACUGAAUUGUAGUAUUUUUUUGAAAGAAUUAUUUCUUUCUAAAAUUUGCGAUUCCCGUAUUAUUAAAAUCGUUGGUGAACACUGUAAAAAUUUAAAAAAACUUGAAUUUGUAGCAGACUAUGAAUUAAAAAUCAAUAACGACGACUAUAUUCAAGCAUUCAUGUCAUUAGAUAAAUUAAAAUUUAUUAAAAUAGAAAUAAUUCAUAUGGAAUGGCGUUUGAGAAGAUUAUUUCGUAAUGAAAUAAUAAAUUAUCUACCAGAAGAAAUUAAUGAAAUUCAUAUAAUUUUUAAAGAAUGCCGACCAAAGAUACCAAUACUUUUUGAUUUAAAAAAAUUUAAAAAUGUUCACAGUUUGACAUUGAGUAAUUGUAAUCUAACCAAAAUUAUUCAAGAUAUAUCAGAAAAAAUAACACUUGUUUAUCUUAACAUUGAAAAUUCUUGGGUGACUAAAAAAUGUUCAUAUAAUUUUGAACAUUUAUUUAAUCGUCUUGUAAAUUUGGAACAUAUCAGCUGUUCAAAGUACUUUGUGACUUCAAAUUUUCUCAAUCCUAUCUUUAAUACAUGCAAAAAUAUAAAAUAUCUCAACGCACCAUCGUGGAAAGAUCAAAUCUUAGGUGAGAUUGUAAUUGAAAAUUGGGAAAAUCUUAAAAACAUGGAACAUCUUACUAUUGGUUGGGAAACUACGGAUAACGUAGCAAUUAAAAUGGUUAAAUAUUGCAAGAACUUGCAACACUUAGAUAUUUCAAGUGACAUUAGAAAAAAUAUAACAGAUACGGCUUUACAAAAAUUGACAGAAUUAGAAAAUCUUAAAUGUUUAAAAUUGCCUAUCUUAAAUGACAUAAAUGUAGAAUCAGUACUUGCAAUAUCAAACAAUUGUAAAGAACUUAAAUCUCUUAAAAUAAAUUUUUAUAUAAGAGAAAUACUAUAUUGUAUUCCUGUUCUACCUAACUUGGUGUUUCAUGAAUUAUCAAAAUUGCAAUAUCUGGAAUAUUUAGAUAUGUCAGGUAUAACGAAUUUUCAAGAUGAAAGUAUUAUUGCUAUUGUUAAUAAAUGUAAAAAAUUAAAAAAUUUGAGUGUACAAAAAUGCGGACAUAUAUCAGAAACAGGUUUUUUUGCUUUAACUAGGUUGGAAUCAUUAAAAAUAUUGAACGUUUCUGAAAAUGAUGUGUCAGACUAUUUUAUCUCUAACUUAAAAGGUUUAAAAAGUUUAAAUUGUUAUGAUGGCUUUUACCUCACGGAUGAUGGUGUUAUUCCAUGUAUAAAAAAUUGUCCGGAUCUUGAAGAACUUGAUCUUCGGUGUACUAAUAUUACAAUUAAUUCAAUUAUUGCUGCCUCUGAGGCAACUAAAAAUCGUACAAAUGAUGUUUUUUUGCAUAUGACUGUUGGUGACAAAUUUAAAAAAGCUUCAAAGUCAAUAAAUGAAUCUAAAUGGUUGGUCCUUUCAUUUGUUUCAGUGUUAUCUGGUGAGUAACAAUUCAAAGUAUGAUUGUUUAAUUUAAAUCAAUUAUAUCAUUGA